Molecule: messenger RNA, 1255 nt
Organism: Ahaetulla prasina
Lineage: Eukaryota; Metazoa; Chordata; Lepidosauria; Squamata; Colubridae
Product: mas-related G-protein coupled receptor member H-like
Exons: 3
Coding region: 297-1196 (299 amino acids)
Biological process (GO): G protein-coupled receptor signaling pathway
Cellular component (GO): membrane
Molecular function (GO): G protein-coupled receptor activity
Source: RefSeq, a predicted model, not a curated record
UAUAAAAACUCCUUUGAAGCAAUCUACUCAGCCUUUACUUCCAGGUGCAUCGAAUUCUGCAGGCAAUUCUUGGAACUUUGAAACUUAGGAUGGAUGGACUUUCCUCCUGUUAAUUAAUUUCAUCUAAAUAGGACUUAAAUAGGACAUUUUGCCUGCAGGUAGUGUCAUCUCCGGUAACUUCAGCCCUCAAUAUUGUGACACAAUAAUCUUCCACUCACCAACUUUGAAGACUUUGGACCAUCAAUUUCAGGAGUUUCCACUUAAAAAGAUUGUCCGAGGAUUACAAAAGAUUAACAAUGAAUUCCAGUCUGGGAGAUCUGGAUGCUAAACAGAACUAUUAUGACUAUAACAAUAUCAGUGACUCAUAUGAGUAUACAGAAGAAGUACUUUCUGAUUUAGGAUGGAAUGUAUGGAUAAGCAUUAUUUUAACUACCUGUUGUGUUGGGUUUGUGGGCAAUGGCUACAUCAUCUGGCUACUUGGCUUUCAGAUUAAGAGAAACUGUUUCACCACAUUCAUCCUUAACUUGGCUGUUGCAGAUUUUGGCUACCUUGCAUCUGCAUUUAUAUAUUACAUCCAUUCAUUUACCGAUUUUCAAGGAAGCAAAGUUUUGUACCACCUCUGUAUCUAUUUCACCUGCAUGGUGUACAUCAAUACAAACUUUCUUCUGACGGCCAUCAGCAUCGACCGGUGUGUGGCUGUCCUCUUCCCAAUCUGGCAUCGCUGUUCCCGGCCAAAACAUUUGUCCUCCAGGGUCUGUGUCCUCCUGUGGAUCUCCUCUUUCCUCCUGAGUGGAAUUAUGAGUGUUAUGAAAUUCUUUGUAAGCUACAGACUGUCCAUGCUCCAUUUCCUUGUGACUGCUAUAAUUUGCCUUCCAUUGAUCACACUCUCGACUGUGGUCCUUUUCAUCAAAGUGUGUUGUAAACCAAAACAGAAAAAUAAGGGUCGGCUUUUACUGAUGAUUUUAAUUACUCUGCUCUGUUUCCUCAUCCUUUCUUUCCCAUUAUGUGUCCUUGCCAUGAUUAUUAGUUUUAUUAGAUUAUUAGAUUAUUAUAUUCUGCUUUCCUGCGUCAAUAGCAGCAUUAAUCCUGUGAUCUAUUUUCUAGUUGGGAGAAAAAAAGGAACUCAGUCCAAGGAGAGCAUGAAGGUCAUUUUGCAAAAGGUCUUCAAAGAAGGGGAAGCGACUGGAGGGAGAUAGAAGAGCUUAAAUCCACUUACAAGACCUCUUUGCUUCCUUCUGAACAGCAAUGAAUAACU